CGUUAUGAACCAUGCGCGCCAGCCUCGUUCACGGAAUUCAUUUAUCUGUAAAAGCAUCUUUUAAAACUAUUUGGUACACACAGUAACUACAUCUUGAAGCUUAGAUAUCCAGUAAUGACCACAAAUAUCAACUCUUCAGUUCUCAAAGAUGUUAUUGCCUAUGUUGAUGUUUGGUCAUCUGACAAAAGAGCAAACUACUCACAAUCUUUCAUUCAGCAGCUGGAGGGAAUGGGAGCUCGGGUAUCAAAAAGAUUCAAUAAACAAGUCACACAUGUUGUGUUCCAAAAUGGCCAUCCAGCUACAUGGAGGAAAGCUAAGCAAUGUGGUGUGCAACUUGUCUCUGUCCUGUGGGUAAGCAGAUGUUAUGAUGAUGCUGCACAUGUGGAUGAGGAAUUAUGUCCAGCCAUAAAUGAUGAGACCAAUCCAGUGAUGAAGAAUAGGAAACAUCGUUGCAUGUUGCCAAAAGAUUCUCCAGAGAAGACAACAGAAAAUGACUGGCGCAUGAGGAAGAAAUUUGACAAGAUGUUAAAAGGCUUGACUCCAAAAAAACAUCUCGCUGAAGAGAUGUCACCUAUCAUUAUUGAUGAGGAGAAUGGAAUAAUCUAUAGCCCUGGUUUGAAAAGAUCUGAGUCUAUGGCACAGCGUUUGAAAGAAAUGAAACACAAAAGGGAAAACCUUUCACCCACAGCUUCACAAAUGUCUGAAACCUGCUCCCCCACUGCGCUGCAGCCUUCGCUUGGGAGCACACCAACUGUCUUCAAAUUUAAGUUAGAUGACCUGUCAGAUGAUGAUUCCUGUGCUUUUGUUGCUGAUCGUGGUGUGUCACCUGAUAAGGAAGAUGGAAGGUCACACUCUGAUUUUGGAAACUCUGAGCAUCUUGAAAGUGACUCUCUGAAGCCAUGGCUUUCCCCCCUUCGUGAUGUGCCAAAACGGAUUCAAACUGUGCUCGACUGUCAUCACUUUGAGGAGAAAGAGGAUAAAGAAGGGAAUGAACCAAACAAAUCAAUAACUUCAGUCAGAAAAAAAGCCGCAGAGAAGCCCAAAUCUGGAGACUUUUUAGAGAGUCCUUUACAGGAAAGAUCUGACAAGAGCAAAACAUGUGAAGAAAAAAAACAAUCUCGGACAAGAUCAUCAACCCCAUCACCCAAUAAAAAGGCAAGGCAAAAAAUGGGAGCAACUAAACUCGUUACAGACACUGAAUCCCAUAUUUAUCCUGAAUGUGUGAAUUCUGUAAGUACCCUUUCAUCAUCGAACUUGUCAGUUGAUACAUCAACUAGAAUGUCAAAAAAAGCGUGUCUGGUAAAGACAACAGACAGAAAAGCAACCAGACGCAACACGUCAACACCCUCCGCCUUUAUGGGAGCUCUCACUCUUUUGUCUCUCAAUGAUUCAAAACAUGUUGCCUCCAGUUCUACUGAUGGAGAUGAUGUUUUUGACGACUGUUUCUCUCAACUUAACCUUAAAAGUCCUGUUGUACAUAAGCUGCCUGAGAAUUGCAAUAUUCAGUUACCUUUUGAGUUGGGCUCUUCCCCAAAGAAGAGGAGAAAAAGAAGAGAGACCUUUGGGUCUGAAACUAAUGACACAAAAAGGCAGAAACUAGCGGGAAGCCAUAGAGGCAAAAAUCCCAAUCAGUUCAGUGGAAGCACUGAACCUCAGAGCCUUCAACAACAGGAUGGAGAAAUAUCAAUCCCACCUCUGGAUAGUUACAGUGCCAAUGUGAUGACUAGAAGGCAAAGACGACAAACAUUUACAAGCGCUGCUAAAACCUCAAGUGAAGGAGGAAAACCGAAGCAAGCAUCUACACCAGGACAACUAUCAUUACAAUCGCAGGACCCUUCUCAUAGCUUGGAAAGUGGAGGAGAUGACUGUAUGGCUGCAGCUGGGUUCACACAGAUCCCCCUUGAAGCUGAAGGAAAUCACAAAAAGCCAGACAGCUUGACUCUUCAGAAAAUGGUCAAUAAAACAAAGCCUGUAAGAACACUGGUCAUGACAAGUAUGCCCACUGAGAAGCAGAACACUGUGGUUCAGGUGGUGAAAGCACUGGGUGGUUUUUCAAUUGUUGACCGAGUGUGUGAGAGCACGACUCAUGUGGUGUCUGGGGGACACAGACGGACUCUCAACAUCCUGCUGGGCAUAGCACGUGGCUGCUGGAUCCUCUCUUUUGAAUGGAUUCUCUGGUGUUUGGAACACAGGCAAUGGAUUCCAGAAGAACCAUAUGAACUUUCAGACCAAUUUCCUGCUGCACAAAUCUGCCGUCUCCAGAGGCACCUGUCUGCCGGGGAACACCAACAGGACCUGUUUCAAAGCCAGCCCGCCAUGUUUGUGUCGCAUCACGCCGAGCCUCCCGCGCAGAGUCUGGUUGAGCUGAUUCAGUUGUGUGGAGGAACAGUCUGCAAAAGCGUCCGCCAGGCAGGUCUCUGCAUUGGGAAGUACGGUGGCAGGAGGCCAGAGGGAAGUAAGCUCUUGUCUGAGCAGUGGAUUCUGGAUAGCAUCUCUAAUCUGAAGAUACUGUCAUACGAUAACUACGACUUGGAGUAACAGCUGGUGAAUAAAAAAUAAAUAAAUGUUUUUUUAACUGUGAUGUUGAGUUUUAUGACGCCUGUCCUUGACAAUGCCAGAUUGUACAUUUGCAGCCCUUUUGUACAUAAGUUCUUCUGGAAAAUUUUAUAUUUUCAGACUUGGAGUUUGAAGUUGCCAUGGGAACAUAUUACUUUUCAGGAUUAAUUGCAACGAUGGUCUAAAUUACUGUGAAACAUCUUCAGAUGAAGUAGAGACUAGUACUGUGACUGAUAUGUGCUGGGUUUUUCUAGAAACACUCGCUGAGCCAAUUCAGCCCUCUAAUGAACUGUAAGCACCGUUUAUUGAUAUGUUUUGUGAUCUCACUUCUAAUAAAUCCUACUUUUAUAUAAACUUUUCUUUUCUUUUUUAAGUUCUUGAUUUUAAGUUAAGUUAAAAUUUAGUUUUAGUUAAGUUGAGUUAGGAUGUUUUUAAACUGUAUCAUUAUUUGCUUUUCUGAGCCAGAGGCAACGAAAUUUCGUUUCCCAGUGCACUGUGUGUUACAUGUGUCCUGAAAAUGACAAAUAA
Molecule: messenger RNA, 3084 nt
Organism: Cololabis saira (Pacific saury)
Lineage: Eukaryota; Metazoa; Chordata; Actinopteri; Beloniformes; Belonidae
Gene: mcph1
Product: microcephalin 1
Exons: 15
Coding region: 115-2538 (807 amino acids)
Biological process (GO): mitotic cell cycle
Source: RefSeq, a predicted model, not a curated record